AUGGUGCAGUAUAAUUUGAAGAAAAUCACAAGGGUACCCACAGAGAAAGAUUUUGUAGACGUAGUCCUCAGUAGAACCCAAAGACAAACCCCAACAGUUGUUCACAAAGGCUAUGCAAUCAAUCACAUUAGGCAAUUUUACAUGAGAAAAGUGAAGUUCACACAAACGAAUUUUCACGAAAAGCUCUCCACCAUUGUAGACGAGUUCCCAAGACUCGAUGACAUUCAUCCUUUCUAUGGCGACCUUCUUCAUGUCCUUUACAACAAAGAUCAUUACAAACUCGCCCUUGGUCAAAUCAACACAGCAAGAAACCUCAUUGGGAAAAUAGCCAAAGAUUAUGUCAAGUUAUUGAAAUAUGGCGACUCGCUUUACAGAUGCAAAGCCUUGAAAGUUGCAGCUCUUGGUAGAAUGUGCACAGUGACAAAAAGAAUUGGGCCAAGUUUGGCUUAUCUAGAACAGAUCAGACAACACAUGGCUAGGCUUCCUUCUAUUGACCCAAACACUAGAACCAUUUUGAUUUGUGGGUAUCCGAAUGUUGGAAAGAGUUAUUUCAUCAACAAGAUUACAAGAGCAGAUGUCGAUGUACAACCUUAUGCUUUCACUACAAAGUCUCUGUUUGUUGGACAUACUGAUUAUAAGUAUUUAAGGUAUCAAGUGAUUGAUACACCAGGGAUUCUAGAUAGACCUUUUGAGGAUAGAAAUUUGAUAGAAAUGGUUAGUAUAACCGCUUUAGCACAUCUCAGAGCUGCUGUUUUGUUCUUUCUUGAUAUCUCUGGUUCUUGUGGAUACACUAUUGCGCAACAAGCUGCUCUUUUUCAUUCGAUUAAGUCGCUUUUCAUGAAUAAGCCUUUGAUAAUCGUCUGUAAUAAAACGGAUUUGCAAUCUUUGGAAGGGAUUUCGGAAGAUGAUAAGAAGUUAGUCGAAGAGAUGAAGUGA
Molecule: messenger RNA, 936 nt
Organism: Lactuca saligna
Lineage: Eukaryota; Viridiplantae; Streptophyta; Magnoliopsida; Asterales; Asteraceae
Source: the annotation of a GenBank genome assembly